ACCGGCAUUCACGUUUUACUUCUCCAGAAAAUGAGUAUACUUAUUGUUUACAUAAUUAACAUGUCAUUUAAAAUAUCUCUUUUAGCACUAGAUUCAGUAUUCAAAUUCUAGUGAUUAUGUACCGAGUAAAAAUAUUGUUUUAAACAUUUGAUAUAUUUCAACACGAUUAUAACCUUAGUAUGAGUUCUUCUAUUUGCAAAACAAUAUAAUUGUGAUGCCAAUACUUCUGUUGGAACUGUUGAUACCAUGAAUUACAGAUUUGUUGAAAAUAUUUAUAUACUGGAAUAUUUUUAUGAAAUGGGUUUAUAAUUCAAGUCCUAUUUCCAUUCUCAUCAAAUAGAUUAUAGUCAACCAUGAUCAAUCACGAAUUUCUCAAUGUUCAAUAGUCUCAUGAGAAGGGGAUAAAAUGCAUUUCUUCAUAAUGAAAAAUUUGAGAAAAAGGACAUAUAUUUCGCGUGAUGUCAGUUUUUUAAAAAACGAGAAACCACUAAAAAAAAUUAAAGUUAAUAAAUUAGAAUACGAAAGUCAAUCACCAAUCAACUGGAAUGAAGUAAAAAUUAGCUUAGACGCAACAGUCGUUGAGAAAUACUUGAAAAAUAAAAAAUCCGUUAAUGGAAUUUCCAUAACAACUCCGAUUAAUAAUGAAGCGAUAGCUCAUCUCGAAAAAGAAUCAAUUUCUCGUGCUCCACGAGCGAAUAAUAAAAUAAAUAAUGUCUUUUCACAAAGAAAUAAUGUUAUGGUAAAACUAGAGAUUCCGGAAGAUUUCCAAUUCAUUCAAUCCGAGCAAGAACAAAUUUUAGAUUUUGUUGAUGUUCCAAUCAAGCAAGAAAAUUAUAUCUCAGUAUCGGAUACUGAUAUUUUUAGCAAUUAUUUAAUCGAAAAUGCUAAUCAUGACGAUGGUGUGUUUGUUACUAAACCAGCAGUCGAAGUAGCAUUGAAAAACAAGGUACUUGAAGCGAUCGUCCCGUGUGAAAAAAUCGCGAUUAAUCCAAAAUGCAAACAUCCAAAAGUUAUCUCUAAAAAUGAUGAGGUGGUGCAAUCCACCAAUCAGAGAAAUAGUAUUGCGAGCGGUGAAACGUCAGAGCCAACGAUUAGGCGUUCCAAUCGAAAGAGAAAAAUCUACCACAAUUGUGAUAACUGCGAUCAUGAAUUAGUGAAAAAAACUCGUACACCUUCGAAUGUUAAGAAAAAAUUUAUGUCCGAAGUGUGUGAUGAGAAUUCAAAUGAUGGCAGUAAGACAAAAACGUUGUUGAAAGGUAAUCAACGUGAAACUCGUUCGAGUUCUCGUAAGUUUGACGAGAAUUCAAAUGGUAGCAAAUCCAGAACGUUAUCAAAAACUCGUCAACGUGAAAUUACCAAUCCGCGAUCGAAAAACAAUGUGGUGCGAUUUUAUUAUUGCGAUUAUUGCGGUUACCGAAUGAACUGGAAGAACAAUGUCGCUAGGCACAUUCACAACAAACACCUACUACUGUUCUGCAAUUGGUUUCUGUGUUCGUAUUGUAAAAAGAAAUACCAAACUAUGGAAGGGCUGAAAAAACACGAAGAAAAUUGUAUACCGCAGUGCGUUUUGAAAUGCAAAUUUUGUUCAGCUUCCGUUAUAUCCAAACAUGCAAUGAAAGAACAUUUACUGAAGACGCAUACCAAUGAGCUUCGUGGUAAAAGUAGGCAACAAAUUGUUGAUGAAAUCUGGUAUGAUUCUGUCAAAGAUGUUAUAACGGCCUUGGAACGUGAAAAAAAUAUAAAAAAACUUAUGCACUUUGUAACAAAAGUUUUUAGAGACGAAAAGUAUUAUUGCGGAAUAGGGCCUAAUUUUAUCAAAUUUUACUGUAAUAAGUGUAAUAAAAGUUAUGAAAGAUUCUUUGUACAAAGAAAGAAGUGCUGUCCUUAUUGCAACACUCAAUUAUUAUAUCAAUGCGUACAAUGUAAGAUUACACGACCACAUUAUCAAGCUAUUUCGAAACACUUACGAAGUAAAGAUAGUGACUGCGACAUUUCAAAAAACCUAUCCAUCGUCAGAAAUGAAGAACGAUUGAUGAAUAUGACAAAUAAAGACCCAUUAGCAGAAGAAAGUCAACAGAUUUACAUCUGUGAAUUGUGCGAUUAUCAAGAGACAACAAUGUUACAGCUCUAUGAACAUAUUGUAUCGAAGCACAUGAUCAAUAAUGCUUGCAAAGAGCGCAGUUUUACGUGUUCCAAGUGCGGCAACAAAUUUCGCAUUGGACAGUGGCGCUUCAAAAAACACGAAGAAUUUUGUGGUAGUUUCAUUCGUUUUCCGUGUAGAUUUUGCCCUGUGACUUGCUCGAAUAACAAACACAUGAAAGAUCAUCUUUCCUCUGUACAUGCUGAUGAAAUCGACGGGAAAAAUAUAGAAAAUGUUAUUGAAGAGAUAAUAACUUUUAGAAAUACGAUGAAAGAAGUCAAUCUGAUGAAGUUCAAAAAAAAGUAUUCGGAAAUAAGGGUAGCAGGUGAAACAACUGAUAAUCCAAACUACUACCUAAAAGGUAUUACGAGUAUCCUCAAGCCAUUCUGUGUCAAAUGUAACGUGACUGUUUCACAACUUCAUGAGCGUUGUAUUCAAUGUCGUACAAUUUUAAUCUUCCAAUGUUUGCGAUGUAGCGAAUGUUUUACAAAAUAUGCAACUGCCUGGAAACAUGUAACUCAAAUCUGCAAAAAUAAAAUAUUUGCUUUGGUCGUUGGAAACUGGAGUAGAGAUCUUGUUAGUCAUAAGGCAUCUGUGUCAAGAGAUAUGCCGACUUUGUUUCACUGCGAUCAUUGUAUCUUCAAAAAUGCAAGCAAGUCAGUUCUUAACAUGCACAUAAUGCAAGUACAUAAAGAAUCAUCUAGUGAAAUGAUUCCUUGUAUUACUUGCUCAAAAUGCAACAGAAAUUUUCAUAAGAAAGAAGAUUUCAGUUAUCACAAGUCGAAAUGUCGAAUUAAUUACAUUUAUAACUGCUAUCUCUGCACUUACUCAUCAAAGAGCCCGGUAAACAUGAAAGAGCAUGUUGUCAGACGUCACUCUCAUUAUUUUCAUGGUCACGGUAGUUCAUUAAAAGACAUUAUACUAAAAAUUGUGCAAAAUAGAAGGAUAGAUAAUAAGUCAGCAAAAAGAUAUACUCAGACUGGUAAAUAUAUUAGAAGGAGAUUUCAAGAAAAUAUCGAAUUAGUGAGAUUUUAUUGUCGAAACUGUGACGAGAUUUUCAAAAGAGAUUUUUUUUCUCGCGCCACAGGUAGAAAACAAUGCUCAAAGUGCCAAAGUAAAUUGAUGAUGGUAUGCAAAAUUUGUGAGAAAAUUUAUUCAUCAUGGACCACGAUAGCCAAUCAUUUUAGUAAAAAUAUGUGUCAUAGUGCAAAGUCACUUAAAAUUCCAUCUCAUCAACUGGAUCAUUGUUACGCUAGUAAAACACCCCCUGAUCAUUCAUAUGCUAGUAAUUUUAAUCCAUUGGUUACAGCAGACGGUGCUGGCAACUCUUGAUUCAAUGAUUAUUUUAAUGUUGAAGCUCUGUAUUGAUAAUAUUUAUUAUCUUGUUCGC
Messenger RNA from Phymastichus coffea, 3530 nucleotides. RefSeq lists its product as uncharacterized. Gene Ontology annotation, biological process: regulation of transcription by RNA polymerase II. The transcript has 15 exons. NCBI's taxonomy places the organism in Eukaryota, Metazoa, Arthropoda, Insecta, Hymenoptera, Eulophidae. The coding region runs from base 407 to 3472 and encodes 1021 amino acids. Gene Ontology annotation, cellular component: chromosome. The record is from RefSeq and is a predicted model, not a curated record. Gene Ontology annotation, molecular function: chromatin insulator sequence binding.